AUGGCUUACAUCUCUGGUGAUAAUCCUGCUCCAUCUCAGUUUGUUACAAAUGAGUCUGGGCAGCUUGAGGAAAAUCCAGUGUAUCCUGUGCAUAGGCAACAAGACAAGUUGCUUGCCUCGUGGUUGUUGACAACGGUUAGCAUGGAGGUUUUGCCACAUCUUACGGGGCUCACAUCCUCUCGCACAAUCUGGAAUGCAGUUUCAAGAUUGUUUGGAGUUCGUUCUAGUGCCAAGAUUUCUUCUCUAAGACACAACUUCCACUCUCAGAGGAAAGCUGGCUUGACUGUAAGUGAUUAUUUAGCCAAGAUCAAGACAAUCUGUGAUUUGUUGAAUGUUGUAGGUUGUGUUGUACCUGAACAAGAACAAGUAAGUGUGAUUCUUGCUGGGUUGUCAAUGGAAUUUGAGUCAAUUAUUGCUAUAGCAUCUCGUGAUGUAGUGUCACUGGAUAGUCUCACUGAAAUGCUCCUGGAUUGUGAGGCUAGGUAG
Molecule: messenger RNA, 486 nt
Organism: Hibiscus syriacus
Lineage: Eukaryota; Viridiplantae; Streptophyta; Magnoliopsida; Malvales; Malvaceae
Exons: 1
Coding region: 1-486 (161 amino acids)
Source: RefSeq, a predicted model, not a curated record